Molecule: messenger RNA, 2545 nt
Organism: Xiphias gladius (swordfish)
Lineage: Eukaryota; Metazoa; Chordata; Actinopteri; Istiophoriformes; Xiphiidae
Gene: arglu1a
Product: arginine and glutamate rich 1a
Exons: 4
Coding region: 260-1066 (268 amino acids)
Cellular component (GO): mitochondrion; nucleoplasm
Molecular function (GO): cadherin binding
Source: RefSeq, a predicted model, not a curated record
AAGCCGCGAUGCCUGCUGGGAAACUACAAACUCGACAAACCGCCAUCUUUCUUUAUAGCAACUUAGUGGGACAAAACAAUAACCACUUUCGAAUGAUUAUUUCUCCAAAAUAGACCCGCUGAGGCGUUCCAUUUUGUCAGUUAUUAUAAAUAACAAGUUUAAAGAGAAGCAGGUGGAACGGAAUUCCUCAUAUUGUUCACACAUCAGCCAUAAGACACAGCAAUUUGGUGUAAGCGCACGACUAGUGCAGGUGGUCGACAUGGGCCGCUCUCGGAGCCGCAGCUCAUCUCGUUCCAAACACUCCAAAAGCAGCAAGCACAGUAAGAAACGGAGUCGGUCUCGGUCGCGGUCCAGAGACAGGGAGAGGUCAAAGAAACGGUCCAAGUCCCGAGAAUCGAAAAGGAGCCGGCGCAGAGAAUCUCGUUCCCGUUCUCGGUCCACCACAACUUCGUCCCGCAGAGACAGAGCAGCUUCGCCGCCGGAGCGCAUCGAUAUCUUUGGCAGGACACUGAGCAAGAGGAAUGCCCUGGACGAGAAGCAGAGGAAAGAGGAGGAGGAAAGGAAGGCAGAAAUGGAAAGACAAAGGAAGAUCCGGCAGCAGGAGAUUGAGGAGAAGCUGAUCGAAGAGGAGACGGCACGGCGAGUGGAAGAGCUGGUGGCCAAGCGGGUUGAGGAGGAGCUGGAGAAGAGGAAGGAUGAGAUCGAGAGGGAGGUGCUGCGGCGUGUUGAGGAGGCAAAGCGUAUCAUGGAGCGGCAACUUCUAGAGGAGCUAGAGAGGCAGCGGCAGGCCGAGUUGGCAGCGCAGAAGGCCAGAGAGGAGGAGGAAAAAUCUAAGCGGGAGGAGCUGGAAAAAAUCCUGGAGGAGAAUAACCGCAAGAUCGCCGAGGCUCAGGCCAAGCUGGCUGAAGAGCAGUUGCGUAUUGUGGAGGAGCAGAGAAAGAUUCACGAGGAACGCAUGAAGCUGGAACAGGACCGUCAGAGGCAGCAGAAGGAGGAGCAGAAAAUAAUCCUCGGCAAGGGCAAGUCCAGGCCUAAGCUCUCCUUCUCCCUCAAGGCUUCUGAAUGAGACUGCUCCCCCUUCGUCCACAUGUCAUGCCCUGCCUUCAUCCCCAUCCAGCUCUCCCUCCUCAUCAAUUGACCCCACUCCUCCUCCUCUGUGGAACGCUCGCUUCGUUUUGGAAGUGCUGAAGGAAGGCUGAGGAAAGGGGUGCAAAUCAAUCUGUUAACUUGUUCAUCUCCAUGAAGGCCCCUGCCCCUCUCUGGCCUUGAAGAGGAGGCAGCUCUUUGUCCUCAAAGGACCUGAUUGCUCUCUCCAUCCUUCUCAUCCCUACGGCACAGAUGACUUGUUUGCUUUUUUUUUUGGUUUUCUUUUCUUUUUUUUUCUUUUUUUUUAGAAAACUUGAACUUUUGAUGUAGAAUGCUAUAACAUGUCCCUUGCCCCGUAAGUCUUAACUGGUGUAACAGCAAGCGACUGUGCACCCGUACUCAUUUUACAUGUCUUUACAGCCAGCAAACUACAAUAGAAUGCCAGUCCCUGAUAUAGAAGAGUAUUGUCUAGUUUGUCUAGUUCAGCUUACUGUAAAAUCUCAUGUGCAGCCUGGGAGUUGGUGUGUGGUUUUCCUGUUCUUAGUUUUUUUUUUUUUUUUUGUUCUGAUAAGAUUCAUAAAGUGGCUGGAGCAGUGGUAACAAAUCACAAUACAGCCUUUAAAAGCACAGUUAACUUCCCAUCCAGCUCACAGGUUUGUGUCUUCCACCUUACUUCCUGUGCCCAUAUGCUCUGCUUACCAUAUAAAUCCACAACUACUUUUCUUUUUGUUUCAUCUCUGUCUGCCAUGUAUAUUAUUUGUUUUGAAAUGACAUAGCAGCAUUUUGUCCAGAGAGGAAACGUAAAGCUUUUGUUAGUUUUGAAGUUGCUGCAGUGCAAGUGAACUUAGCCUCGGCUCCCAAGCUGUCCAUGACUGAACCACAAACCUUCAACAGGAUACGCGUCUCGACUAUGAUGAGGGGGCCUGUGGGUAAUGGAGGAGAGAGGACAUUUCCUGUAUGAUGUAAUGUUAUUAGCCUUGCUGUGAUGUACUGACUCCCACUCCUCUGCUCCCCAAGUUAAGAUUGUGUUAUGAAAUUGAUCCACAAUUACAAAACAAAAAGUUACAGUAAUGGUAAAUACUUGAGCUUUGUUUUAUCAGACUCUCUGGGAAAACGGUGAAUUGCACGAAAACUCCCGACCAUAUACUUGAUGUCCUGUCCCUGAAUUUUGUUGUAGUAAAUUAACUUGGCAAUGUGCCUCACUUGGCAAGUUUUUAUUCGUAGUGGAUGGACAAGUUCAGGUAAGAUAAGGUUUGAGGUUAGUGUGAGUGUAUGUGAGUGAAUGAGCAAGUGUGUGUGCAUGUAUGUGUGUGUGCGUGCUUGCGUUGGGUUGUGACUGAGGCUGACCUCAGGUGGGUAUAAUGACUUUUUGUUAUGUUGUGGGAUUUUGAAUUUGUCAUGUAAUUUUCCCCAAUUGUCAAGGGACUGAAAAGUUCAGUAAAUCCAUUGAAUGCCUACA